AUGCUCAACUAUAGGGUGAUACAAACCAUUAACGGGUUACCGAAAAUCUUUGUUGUAAGUCCUUUUUAAUUUCAUUUUCUGAAAAAACAUCAGCUUUAACCUCAACAAUUAUUAUUUUCAGAGAAUGGCAUCAGAAAACGGCACAAAAAAACCGGUUCGAUCCAAAUAUUUCGAUUUGAACGAAUUUCUCAAAAAAGUCAGUGUCACUUAUAAAGCGGGUAAAACAUUGGAGAAAUCAAAUACAGUGAUGGCGGGAUAUAUUGAAAUUGGAGAUGUGAAAACUUCGAGGGCUACUGUAGUUGGAUUACCUGGAUCGCCUGGAUCACAUAAUGAUUUCAAGUAUAUGAAGGAGUUUUUCGAGCAGAAGAAUAUUCGGUUGGUUUGUUUCAAUUGGCCUGGUUCCGAAUUUACUCCAGGUAUUUUUUAAUGUUUUUGGAGAAGAGAAACUAGAUUUAAAAAUUUUUUUAUUACCUAUUGAAACCAAACGAAGCUCCAAAAUUUUGAAAAUCAGAACAAACGCAUGGAUCAAAUUUAUUGAUUUUUUGAAGGCUCAAAGGUCAAAAUCUGUAAUUUUUUUAGGUGGAAUCGAAAACGGCUACUACAAUCACGAACGAAACUCAUAUGCAAAAGCAGUUUUAGAAAAAUUAGAUGUCAAAAAUUGCAAUAGAAUUAUAGUCUGCGGACAUUCACGUGGCGGAGAAAACGCUUUACAAUUAGCAAAUAUUUUAGCAGUAAGUGGAGUUAUUCUAUUAACUUUCCUAGAAAUCAAUCUGAAAUUUCAGGCAGACAAUUGGCCAGUGAUUGGAGCAGCAUUGCUCAAUUCACCCGGUUUUGAAAGUCAUCAAGGAAUUCGAAAACGAAUGGGUGUUAUUGAAUUUCUUGGAAAUCUCAUCAAACUCAACAGCAGACUAAUCAAUUAUUUUCUUCAUCCUCUAUUAGAUUACUGUAAGUUUUUGAGGCUCCCACUAGAACAAAAUGAUCUUUCAGUUUACAAUAAAAUUGUUGGAUUACGAGUGGCGAAUGGUGCAGUCGCCGCGGCUGCAAUUUUACCUCUACGAACUUUUGCAUUUGAUGAACAAGCUAAAAGUAUUGAUGAGGUUCGAACUUAUCCCAAUGUCAAGACGUUUUAUGGAUUUGGUGCGAAAGAUUUUCUGAUUGAGACACAUAUUUCGGACGAGUUUGCUGCAGCGUUUAUUGGCAGUGAUCAUUAUGUAAGUGUUUAGGGAAGGGAAUGUCUGAUCCGGACUAUUUCGGGUCCCGAUAUCUUAAAAAAAGAUUAUCUGAAAAUUAGAAAAAUUAAAACUUAAAAAGAAUUCUCCAGGACCUUUUUCAAAAGCUUCAAUUUUCAUCAAAUAGUUCAUUUCCAGAUUAUCCACGAUAAAACCGAAUCCGCCGCAACUAUCCCAAAAGCCAAACAAAGCUACCUGUCUGGAAAACAAUUUGUAACUGCAAAUUUCACCGAAGAAGGCCAUUAUCUUCAAAAAACUUAUCCCGAAUUCAUCAUUGAGAUAAUCGAUGCAAUGGUUCAAGUCGAUGAACAAAAACAACAACAGGAAUCUACUUAA
Molecule: messenger RNA, 1565 nt
Organism: Caenorhabditis angaria
Lineage: Eukaryota; Metazoa; Nematoda; Chromadorea; Rhabditida; Rhabditidae
Source: the annotation of a GenBank genome assembly